This is a messenger RNA of Chara braunii, 3287 nucleotides long. The record is from the annotation of a GenBank genome assembly. NCBI's taxonomy places the organism in Eukaryota, Viridiplantae, Streptophyta, Charophyceae, Charales, Characeae.
CUGCGUGAUGAGGAGGUCCUCAAGAGUACGUACAGGAGUUACUUUCAACCACUCAGUCAGAUCAAUUCUCUCAUAACCUGCAGUAACAACUUGGAGUUCUAUGACACUCCGUACGCGGGCUCAGUAUUUGUGCCUAUGAUCAUGCUUCGGUUUUCCUGCGGUGUUCGCAGUACCCCGAAGUAUGAGGGCAUGGAGCUAAUCCAAGAGGUGAUGUCCCCUUUCCCAUCGUACUUGGGCGGCAGAGUGGCCGCCCUCUUGUCCACUACGGGACCACUGUAUUGUACGCCUAUAAGAACUGCGGCGUUUUGGGCUGAUGUUCCUGCAUUUGGAACUAGGACCAGUGCAGAACUGUCGGCGCUGCCGCUUGAGGAGCUGGCACCGGUUCCUGCGCUGGUCACAGUUCCACUAGCUCUCAUCAUGAGGACUGUGUUAGGCUGGAAGAAGAAGCAGCAGAAGCAGAAGCAGAAGCAGAAGCAGCACCAGAAGCUGAAGCAGAAGCAGAAGCACAAGCAGAAGCACAAGCAGACGCACAAGCACAAGCACAAGCAGAAGCACAAGCAGAAGCCGCAUCAGAAGCAGAAGCAGCAGCAGCAGAAGAAGAAGAAGAAGAAGCAGCAGAAGGAGAAGAAGCAAAAGCAGAAGCAGAAGAAGCAGAAGCAGAAGAAGCAGCGGCACCCAGAAACGGAACUGCCACACCCAAAAAGAAGUGACACAGCUGCACAUAUUGGAAACAGCAAGGACAGCGAAGGAGAUCUGGAAGCAGAAGCAGCAGAAGCAGAAGCAGAAGAAGCACCAGAAGCUGAAGCAGAAGCACAAGCAGAAGCACAAGCAGAAGCCGCAUCAGAAGCAGAAGCAGCAGCAGCAGCAGCAGCAGAAGAAGAAGAAGCAGAAGGAGAAGAAGCAAAAGCAGAAGCAGAAGAAGCAGAAGCAGAAGAAGCAGAAGCAGAAGAAGCAGAAGCACCAGCAGAAGCAGCACCAGCAGAAGCAGAAGCAGAAGCAGAAGCAGAAGCAGAAGCAGCAGCAGCAGCAGCAGCAGCAGCAGCAGCAGCAGCAGCAGCAGCAGCAGAAGCAGAAGCAGCAGCAGCAGCAGCAGAAGAAGAAGAAGACGCAGCAGCAGAAGAAGAAGAAGCAGAAGCAGCAGAAGAAGAAGAAGCAGAAGCAGAAGCAGAAGCAGAAGCAGAAGCAGCAGAAGCAGAAGAAGAAGCAGAAGCAGCAGCAGCACAAGCACAAGCAGCAGCAGCACAAGCAGCAGCAGCACAAGCAUCAUCAUCAUCAGCAGCAGCAGCAGGAGAAGGAGAAGCAGAAACAGAAGGAGAAGGAGAAGAAGAAGGAGAAGGAGAAGCAGAAGGAGAAGCAGAAGGAGAAGCAGAAGGAGAAGCAGAAGGAGAAGGAAACGAUGAAGAAGAAGAAUACGAAGAAGAAGCAGAAGCAGAAGGAGAAGGAGAAUGGUGGAGAGGUAGAAGGCGGUCGGGAGGCACGAUCCUGGCGUUCCGUACGCAUAAGGUGGGCGGUUUGGAGGUCCUCAAUUGUGAAUUGGGAGGGGUCAAGAGAGGCAGUGUCGAAGUCGUCAUCGAAGGUGGGUGGGGUGGUGUCGUUAUGAAAAAAGCGGGGCCGGGAGGGAGUGGGCGCAGAUUGGUGAUGGCUCUGAUGGGGGUGGAGUCGUCGAUCGUGGUGAAGCAUGCGAGAGAGGAGGUUGGCAAGGGGCAUGUCAGGUUCGUGGGCGAGAGCGGUUGCAAGGUCUUUGUGGCAUACUCGUUUGAUGCGGGAGAUGAACGCAAAGUCGGGAAUGACGGUGGGGGGGAGGUGGUGGCAGAGGGAGCGAACAUAUUGGACGAAGCGAUCCGUGGGACCGGUCUGGCGGAGGUGGCAGAAUUGUUCAUGGUAGUCAUCAAUGGUUUUCUGAGGGCGAAAGGUGGCAAAGGACAUGAUUUCGCCGGAUCGGAAGGAAUGGGGGAUUUCCCCGUCGUGGGAAACAAUCUGGGUGAGGGUGUUGAAGUUGAGGUUAUCGGGGGUGGUGUCGUAGCAGGUGUAGUCGAGUUGCUUGUUGUCCUCAAGGAGGUAGCUGGGGGGGAGUUGUGGCAUUGCGGGGUAAACCCCGGAGGUGAUUUGGGAAUAAGUGGGACGGAUGGUGGGGAUGGUGGAGGUCGUCAUGAUGGGUUGGGGAAAGGAGGUGGGGGGAACGAAACGAUGGUGGAGGUUGAAGGGUUGGUGGAUGUGGUGGUGGAGGUGGUAGGAGUGGAGGAGGUCGGCGGGGGUGUUGCUGGAGGCGGCUGUGGAGGAGGGAGUGGUUUGCGUUGUGGAGGAGGGAGGUGCGGCCGUGGUGACGCGGUCCGAUAUGGACGACAUGGUGGCCUUUAUGUCGUCCAGGAAGGCGAUGACGGAGGUUUGAAAGGUGUUGAGUGUGUGGAGGAUGGUGGAGAGGUCAGGGGUGGCGGUAUUUGCUGGUGGUUGUUCGCCUGCGAGGUUAUGGGCGAUGCUAUCGACCGAGUCGAUGCGGAUGUCAGACAUGUUGAUGGAGGAUGCGGUCAUGUCGGGGGAAGAGGGGGUGGAGGACGCGGCCGGAACGGAUGUGGAGGAUGCCGCAGUAGCGGUGGCGGCGGCAACAGCGGGGGCAGCGGCGGCGAGAAGCAGACGGAGAAGGAGAAGGAGACUACGAAGGACACGACAAAGGAGGAGGCGGCGACGAGGAAGGAGACGACGAAGACGAAGAAGGAGACGACGAAGACGAAGAAGGAGGCGACGAAGGAGAUAAAGAAGGAGACGACGAAGACGAAGAAGGAGACAAUCAAGAAGCAGAAGCAGAAGACGACAAAGAAAAAGAAGACGAAGCAGAAGAUCAAGACGAAGACGAAGCAGAAGAAGAAGAAGAAGAAGAAGACUACGAAGAAGCAGAAGACGAAGAAGAAGAAGACAAACCAAAAGACGACGAAGCAGCAGCAGCAUAAGCAAAAGAAGCAGAAGCAGAAGCAGAAGCAGAAGCAGCAGAAGAAGCAGCAGCAGAAGCAAAAGCAGAAGCAGCAGCAGAAUCAAAAUACGAAGACAAAGAAGAAGACGAAUCAGAAUACGAACACAAAGAAGAAGACGAAUCAGAAUACGAAGACAAAGAAGAAGACGAAGCAGAAGAAGCAGCAGAAUAUGAAGAAGACGACGACGACGACAAAGAAGCAGAAGAAGAAGACAACGAAGAAGCAAAAGAAGAAGACGAACUAGAAGAAGACGAAGAAGACGACUACAAAAACGACGAAGACGACGACGAAAAAGAAGAAGCAGACGAAGCAGAUGAAGCA